AUUCGACACGAGUUCGAUGAUGUGCAGCUCACUGCCGUCGAUGGCGCCACUGAGGAAGAUGUGCUGUCGAAUUGGAAGUCGAAAUUGAAGCAUUUUUUCAUCCUCUCUGCCUCCGGAAAGCCUAUCUACAGCCGCCAUGGCAAUGACCAGAUGAUCAGCCACUAUGUGGGCGUGGCACAAACCCUGAUAUCGUUCUACCAAGGCCAGCAAGAUUCGCUCAAGUCCUUCACUGCCGGUGACACACGAUUUGUGAUGCUUGCCAAGGGACCGCUGAAUCUGGUCGCCAUCAGUCGUCUCGCGGAGAGCGAAGCGCAACUCCGCACACAACUGGAAUCGCUCUAUAUGCAAAUCCUUUCUACGCUCACGCUACCGAGCAUGGAGCGCAUGUUUUCCAAUCGCCCCUCUACAGAUCUUCGCCGACCAUUACAAGGUACUGACGUUUUGCUGGAUGGUCUCGCAGAUGGCUUUACGCGGGGCUCACCCUCGACGCUCCUGUCCGCACUCGAGUGUCUCCGACUGCGCAAGACGCAUCGGAGAGCUAUCAACGACAUCUUGCUCAAGGCUCGCUCACCCAAUCUCCUCUACGGUCUCAUCGUAGCCGCAGGUCGCCUCGUCAGUGUGGUACGACCGAAGAAACACUCUCUGCACCCAGGCGACCUUCACCUCAUCUUCAACAUGCUCUUUGAGGCAGGCAGUGUCAAAGCGAAUGGUGGCGAAAACUGGAUACCGUUAUGUUUGCCCGGUUUUAAUAAUACUGGAUUUCUAUACAUGUAUGUCAGCUUUUUCACUGCUUCCGAAAACAGAGCUGAAGCCGUCGAGGAAAGGUCGGCAGGCUCGGAAAAUGAUGAUGAACUGGCGAUUGUGCUCAUCAGCGCCAACAAAGAAGCAUUUUUUGAGUUACGAAAGAUGCGAGACGACCUGGUCGCGCAGCUCGAAAGCAGUGGAAGCAUGAGCAACAUCAAGACAGCCACUCGCAAAGGUCAUGCAACAUGCUCGGAAAUCGUACCGGGAACAUCCCUUCGCCAUUUUCUGUACAAAAGUCGAGGCAAUGUGCAGUUUGUCAUGCCCUCGUUUCAACCACAUUUCAGUGGCGUCAUGGGUCGACGAAGGCUAUUGACAUUGUAUGCACAUCUGCAGGAGUCCAUUCACUCUCGUACCGCACGGCUGAAAGUCCAGCAUAGCAUUGCUGCGGACUCGACGUCACUGGCGUGGGAGACGCCUUUAUUUGAGCUGUACUGUGUUGCGGGGCCGCAGACGUCGAGAGCAGCGUUGGUGCAAGGAGCGAACAGGGUUGUACAGUGGAUACGAAGAGAAGAGGAAAGGGUUUUCAUCAUCGGUGGCGCAGUGUUUUAG
Sphaerulina musiva SO2202 is the source of this 1353-nucleotide messenger RNA. Its product is annotated as DUF254-domain-containing protein. NCBI's taxonomy places the organism in Eukaryota, Fungi, Ascomycota, Dothideomycetes, Mycosphaerellales, Mycosphaerellaceae. The annotation marks the transcript as partial. The record is from RefSeq and is a predicted model, not a curated record. Gene Ontology annotation, cellular component: fungal-type vacuole membrane; Mon1-Ccz1 complex. The transcript has a single exon. Gene Ontology annotation, biological process: vesicle-mediated transport; protein targeting to vacuole.